AUGAAGAUCACAGUCAGCUUGUUCUGCCUGGGGCUCGUCAGCCUGAUCUGGGCUCAUCCUGAAGCUGAUCCUUACCGUGAGCCUCGAUCGCUCUCCAACUCAGACUCUAAUGAGAGGUUUCCGUUCAUUCCCUUACUGAACACCAUGACCAGGGAUCAGCUCCGUCAGCUGCUGCAGAAUUUGUUUGUAGCUCUCAGACCUGUUCCACCUCCAGCUCCACGUCCAGCUCCACGUCCAGUUCCACCUCCAGCUCCAACUAAAGCUCCAACUACAGCUCCAACUACAGCUCCAACUAAAGCUCCAACUACAGCUCCAAGUAAAGCUCCAACUACAGCUCCAACUAAAGCUCCAACUAAAGCUCCAACUACAGCUCCAACUACAGCUCCAACUAAAGCUCCAACUACAGCUCCAACUACAGCUCCAGCUCCAGCUGUAACACCAGGACCAACUCCAGGUCCAGGAAAUUCUGGCAAAUAGAAUUAAAGCGCAGUCUCAUCUGCUUCUUCUUCUUCUUCUUCUUCUUCUUCUUCUUCUUCUUCUUCUUCUUCUUCUUCUUCUACAAACCA
Tachysurus fulvidraco (yellow catfish) is the source of this 566-nucleotide messenger RNA. RefSeq lists its product as uncharacterized. Lineage: Eukaryota; Metazoa; Chordata; Actinopteri; Siluriformes; Bagridae. The transcript is spliced from 3 exons. Bases 1 to 477 code for a protein of 158 amino acids. The record is from RefSeq and is a predicted model, not a curated record.